AAAAAUCCUGAAGUCAUAAACAUGAUUCAUGAUAGAAAUUGCAAGUAUAGUCAAUAAAGACACUUAUUUUCUCAUGCCUUUUUCCCUCUUAUUUCUUUAGUAUCUUGCAUUGCAGACAAACUAACACAAGAAUUUUUGCAAUGGAAGGGUUAACUCCGAGUUCAUGCACUAGGGCUGAACUAUUAGAGAAGAAAACAAAAACAGAAGAAGCAUUGAAUUGUCCAAGGUGCAAAUCAACAAACACAAAGUUCUGUUAUUACAACAACUAUAGCCUCACACAACCAAGAUACUUAUGCAAAACAUGCAAAAGGUAUUGGACACAAGGUGGUUCACUAAGAAACAUCCCUGUUGGAGGCAGUUCUAGGAAGAACAACAAGCUCAUAGCAUCAUCAGCUAUAUCUUCAUAUAACAUGAUUAAAGGCCAUAAUCUUAGUUUGUCUUCUAAUAGUGUUCCUAAUUCCUUGAUGAUGAUGUCAAGUUCAAGCUCAAAUGGACACUAUUAUCCAUGGUUCUCCAUGCAGGAAAUGAAACCAAAUACUGGAUUUUCAGUUGGAGAGAUGAAGAAACUUUGCAAUACAAAUGAUCGUGUUGAACAAGUGGAACAUAAUGAAGAACAAGAAAAUUCAACAAAUGGAGUCAUAGGUGAAGGGUCAUCAUGGUAAAUAUGUUUGUUUUUAAGGUGACUUUUGAUGAAUAAGGAAAGACUCAGAUAUUCAAAGGUUGUAUUAUAUAUAUU
This is a messenger RNA of Lathyrus oleraceus (garden pea), 736 nucleotides long. RefSeq names its product dof zinc finger protein DOF4.6. The record is from RefSeq and is a predicted model, not a curated record. Gene Ontology annotation, molecular function: DNA binding; DNA-binding transcription factor activity. The coding region runs from base 141 to 662 and encodes 173 amino acids. The transcript is spliced from 2 exons. Lineage: Eukaryota; Viridiplantae; Streptophyta; Magnoliopsida; Fabales; Fabaceae. Gene Ontology annotation, biological process: regulation of DNA-templated transcription.